AUGGCCGUGACGGAGUUAGAGGGCCCGCCGCCGCCGGCGGCGGCUGCGGCGUUGGAGGUGCCGGCGAAGCGCGGCCUCCUGCGGUACAACUCGCCGCUGGCGCAGGUAUCCCUGCUGGGGCUCAUCUGCUUCUGCUGCCCGGGCAUGUUCAACGCGCUGUCGGGCCUCGGCGGCGGCGGGCAGGUCGACGCCAGCACCGCCGACAACGCCAACACGGCGCUCUACGCUUGCUUCGCCGUCUUCGGCGUCCUCGGCGGCGCCGCGCACAACCUCCUCGGCCCACGCGCGACGCUGAUGCUGGGCGCGCUCACCUACCCUCUCUACGCCGGCUCCUUCCUCUACUACAACCACCACCGGCACUCGCAGGCGUUCCCCGUCACGGCGGGCGCGCUGCUCGGCGCCGGCGCGGGGUUCCUCUGGGCGGCGCAGGGCGCCGUGAUGACGUCGUACCCGCCGCCCAACCGCCGGGGCACCUACAUCUCCCUCUUCUGGUGCCUCUUCAACCUCGGCGGCGUGCUCGGCGGCCUCCUCCCCUUCUCCUUGAACUACAACAGUGGCGACAAGCCCAAAAACGUCAGCGACAGCACGUACAUCGCCUUCAUGGCCUUCAUGCUCGUCGGCGCCGCGCUCACUGUGCUCGUGCUGCCGCCCACCAGGAUCGUCCGCGACGACGGCACCAAGGCCACCAGGGUCACCUUCUCUUCCCCCGCCACCGAGGGCGCCGAGAUCCUCAAGCUCUUCGCCAACUGGAAGAUGCUGCUCGUGCUCCCGGCCGCCUGGGCCAGCAACUUCUUCUACACCUACCAGUUCAACAACGUCAACGGCGGCCUCUUCACGCUCCGCACCAAGGGGCUCAACAACGUCUUCUACUGGGGCGCGCAGAUGAUCGGUUCCGCCGGCAUCGGUUACUUCCUCGACUUCGGCUUCGCCAGCCGCCGGAAGAGAGGGCUGUUCGGGGUCGUCGCCGUCGCCGUCGUCGGAACGGCCAUCUGGGGAGGCGGUCUGGCCAACCAGCUCAAGUACAGAGCUGUGCCGUUGUCCGACCCCAUCGAUUUCAAGGAAGGCCACCGCUACGCCGGGCCGUUCCUGCUCUACUUCAGCUACGGCCUGCUGGAUGCCAUGUUCCAGAGCCUCAUCUACUGGAUCAUCGGCGCCCUCGCCAAUGACUCCCAAAUCCUCAGCAGGUACGUUGGGUUCUACAAGGGUGUGCAGAGUGCGGGAGCGGCGGUGGCAUGGCAAGUGGACAAGCAACACACGUCCCUGAUAUCCCAGCUGAUUGUGAACUGGGGGCUCAUGACCGUCAGCUACCCAUUGCUUGUGCUGCUGGUGUUCCUGGCCGUGAAGGACGAGGACUAUUCGGUUUCUUCAGUGGAGGACGGCAAGGAGAAAGAUAGUAAGCUGUCAGCACCGACCAGCUUCCACUAA
Miscanthus lutarioriparius is the source of this 1425-nucleotide messenger RNA. The record is from the annotation of a GenBank genome assembly. Lineage: Eukaryota; Viridiplantae; Streptophyta; Magnoliopsida; Poales; Poaceae.